AAUUUAGUUUUGAAAGAAAUGCGAAUAUAAACGGUCAGCGUUUAGUUUGUUACUCUAAUAUUAAGCUUCCGGUAAUCACCUUAGAACUAAUUUCUUUUUGUUGUGAAAAUCUUUUUUUUUUAUCAAUCAUGUCAGUUUUAAGACAUUUAAACCGAUGCUUGCUUAUCAAGCCAAACCAACCCAAAUUACUUGUACAGUCAUGUUUCUUCCACAAAAGUUCGACAGCGAAAUCAAAGGACGAGUAUCUCAUCGAUUCGCCAGAGUAUUCAUUUCUAAGAGAUAUUGGCAUCGAACAAGAAAAUUUCGGUGUUUAUAAUGGAGCCUGGAAGGGCUCUGGAGAGCUAAUUACAUCCAUAGAUCCUGGCACAGGGCGGAAAAUUGCCAAUAUACGUACGGGCAGCGUUGAAGAAAUGGAUGAAGCGAUAGAAAUUGGCGUAAAAGCUUAUCGGCAAUGGUGCCAAGUACCAGCACCCGUGCGUGGUGAUAUUAUUCGACAAAUUGGCGAUGAAAUGCGUAAAUAUAAAGAGCCACUUGGUAAGCUGGUCAGCUUAGAAGUUGGAAAAAUUCUCAGCGAAGGACAAGGAGAAGUGCAAGAAUUUAUUGAUAUUUGUGAUUACGCUGCGGGGCUGUCACGCAUUUAUGCGGGACAAGUGAUUAAUUCCGAACGACCUGAUCACACAAUAUUGGAAGCAUGGCGCCCUUUGGGUUUAGUGGGAAUAAUAUCAGCAUAUAAUUUCCCGAAUGCCGUAUUCGGUUGGAAUGCUGCAAUUGCGUUGACCACUGGUAACAGCGUUCUCUGGAAAGGAGCACCCACAACUUCGCUGGUCUCGGUGGCUACCAUGAAAAUCCUUUCCGAAGUGUUGCAACGUAAUAACCUACCACCGAUUGCGGUACUCUGUCAGGGUGGCGUCAAUGUUGGUCAGACGCUUGUAUCCGAUAAUCGAGUUAAGCUUGUAUCAUUUACUGGUAGUUGUGAAACUGGUCGCAAUGUUGGUGUGGAAGUACAAAAACGUUUCGGCAAAGUCAUACUGGAGCUGGGCGGCAACAAUGCCUUGCUCGUAGAUCAGGAUGCUAAUUUCAAUAUGGUAUUAGAAGCUGCACUCUUCGGCUGUAUUGGUACUUCUGGACAGCGUUGCACCACCACACGUCGCAUAAUUGUUCACGAAAAGUUGUACGAUCGUUUAGUUCAGGAAUUGGUCGCCAAGUACAAGCAAGUUCUACCAAAAGUCGGUCAUCAAUUAGAUCCCAAUACGUUGAUUGGCCCUGUACAUACACAACAAAAUAUAGAACACUAUAAAGCCGCUAUCACAGAGGCGAUUAAAUUAGGCGGCAGAGUUGCUUUUGGCGGCAAUGUAAUACAAAGGGCAGGUUUCUAUGCCGAACCAACAAUCAUCACUGAUUUGCCACACAAUUCGCCUGUAGUGCAUCGCGAAACAUUCGCUCCCAUUGUAUACAUUCUGAAGGCGAAAUCCAUUGAAGAGGCCAUUGAAUGGAAUAACGAAGUCGAUCAGGGUCUUUCGUCAGCGAUAUUUACAGAAAAUAUUUCGAAUGCAUUUAAAUGGAUCGGUCCACAAGGAUCCGAUUGUGGCAUUGUGAAUAUAAAUACUACAACAAAUGGCGCAGAGAUUGGCGGUGCAUUUGGUGGUGAGAAACACACAGGCGGUGGUAGAGAAUCUGGUUCCGAUGCCUGGAAGCAAUAUUGUAAGCGUGCUACAAUCACAGUGAAUCAUUCCGGCAAGCUGGCACGUGCUCAAGGAGUGGAAUUUAAUGUGGAAUAAGUAAAUGAUCGAUGUUUGUUUUAUAUAUUAAAAAAUGCCAAUAAAUGUAUUGUGAUUCUGAACUGAA
This is a messenger RNA of Rhagoletis pomonella (apple maggot), 1845 nucleotides long. RefSeq names its product putative aldehyde dehydrogenase family 7 member A1 homolog. Bases 129 to 1778 code for a protein of 549 amino acids. The transcript has 4 exons. Gene Ontology annotation, molecular function: aldehyde dehydrogenase (NAD+) activity. NCBI's taxonomy places the organism in Eukaryota, Metazoa, Arthropoda, Insecta, Diptera, Tephritidae. The record is from RefSeq and is a predicted model, not a curated record.